Aspergillus pseudonomiae is the source of this 2106-nucleotide messenger RNA. Its product is annotated as Six-hairpin glycosidase-like protein. The record is from RefSeq and is a predicted model, not a curated record. The transcript has 12 exons. The coding region runs from base 1 to 2106 and encodes 701 amino acids. Gene Ontology annotation, biological process: carbohydrate metabolic process. NCBI's taxonomy places the organism in Eukaryota, Fungi, Ascomycota, Eurotiomycetes, Eurotiales, Aspergillaceae.
AUGCUUUUGAAUGCCAUAUCUGUACUUCUCCUCGCAUCAGCUCCUGCACUGGGGAGCAUUGACCGACAACGUAUCGUGUCCAAAUAUAAUGUAGUCCGCUCGAAUCUGAUCACCAACAAGACGACGCCUCUUCAAGUGGGCAAUGGUAGGAGUCCUCGACGCAUAACUUCUGAUACGGUGACUCACAAAGCAAGCAGACAUUUCUCCCAUUCAACACACUGUCCAGCUGGGGCUGGCAUAACGAUUCUCUACCAAGCAAUGGGUAUGGAGAAGAUUGAGGAUUACCGUGGAAUCUCUAUGCUAACGCAUGGACGGAACGUGUCAUACGAUAUCCCCGACCCUGACCUCCCUGAAGUUUCACAAUGGCUCACUGCCAAUCCCAAUCGCAUAAACCUAGGACGCAUAGGAUUACAGUAUAAAGGGUCACUUGUCUCCGCGUCUCAAAUUACAGAGCCACGACAAGAGCUCGACUUAUGGAAAGGAGUCAUUACCUCGACUUUUAAGGUUGACGGCCAAACUGUCAAGGUGGUGACCCAAGGUGACUUCGAUUCGGACUCCGUAGUCUUUGAAAUCGAGUCGAGUCUGGUCGCAUCUGGUGAGUUGGGUGUCGAGCUAGACUUUCCAUAUCCGCCCAUCCAUUCUACGAAGUAUAAAUAUGAAGUGUUCGUUGGUGUCUACGAUUUCCCCCAGAGUCAUACUACUGCUAUUGAGGAGUACAGAGGCAACAUGGCAUAUAUUCGACACGAGCUGCAGGAGACGAAUUACUACCUUAAUCUGCGAUGGGGAUCUGGAAAAUCACUGCGCCUUUCUCGUGAACAUAACGCAACCCACAAGUACACUCUAAAAUCCAAAUCGUCAUCCACUAUGACAUUUACGGCGAACUUUUCGCGAGAGAAGCAAACGGCUGAUUUACCAACCAUGAUCCAGGAGCGUAGUUCCACGGCUUGGAACAAGUACUGGACUCAAGGAGGAUUUGUCGACCUAACAUCCUCCUCUAACCCCAAAGCAGACGAGCUCCAGCGCCGUAUCCUUCUAUCACAAUACCAUGUGCGGGUGAACAGUGCAGCCAAGGGACAGUCACCUCAGGAGAGUGGUCUGAUGAACAAUGGGUGGUACGGGAAGUUUCACAUGGAAAUGGUAGUAUGGCACAACGCGCACUGGGCGACAUGGGGUCGACAGGAACAAUUUGACAACAUCUUCCCAGAAUUAUACAACGCAUUACUACCAUCAUCAAUCGCACGGGCAAAGUCUAUGGGUUGGGAUGGUGCACGGUGGCCAAAGAUGACUGAUGUUGAAACCGGAGUGAGCUCUCCCGGUGGUAUCAACGGUCUUCUAUUGUGGCAACAGCCUCAUCCCAUGUACCUGGCAGCUCUGGCUUAUCAAGCAUCCCCGACACGCAAAACCCUUGAAAGAUGGGACCGCGUUCUGACAGCCACAGCUGAUUACAUGGUCUCUUAUGCCUGGAAGAAUACAAGCUCAGGCUAUUACGAUCUGGGACCACCGGCAUAUGGUGUGACUGAGAACACACCUCCUUCUGAAAGCCUCAAUCUUGCAUAUGAGACCGCCUACUGGAGGUAUGGGCUUGACGUCGCGCGUGAGUGGAAAAAGAAACUUAACCAGCCAGUCCCCGAUAAAUGGACAGUAGUUGCGGAAGGGCUCGCUCCACUCCCGCAAAUUGAUGGUUUGUAUGCUGUUUACGAAGGACUGAACAGUUCAUGGUGGAAUGAUAGCUCUCUAACAGGGGACCCUCGGAGCCUGAUCAUGCUUCAAGGCAUCCUCCCUAACACGCCAGCAGUUGACCCGGAUGUUGCUUCGAACACAGCAGAGAAGGUAGGGGAAGUGUGGACCGACGACAAGAUUAGAGGAUGGGGUAGACCGGUACUUGCAAUCAAUGCGGCACGGCUGGGAGAUCGCGAGCGAGCGAUAUACCACCUGACCGCAUAUGAUUAUUGGAAUUUUGAUGAUGCUGGGUUUGCCGAGCGUGGAGGAGAUGUGGCAUACAUGGCUGCCGGCUGGGAAGGAUCUCAGGGCGACGCUCCCGGCUUUCCUCAGGACGGUAGUUGGGGAACUAAGAUUAAGCUAGCUAUUUACCCGAGCAAUGGAUAA